Molecule: messenger RNA, 1901 nt
Organism: Laetiporus sulphureus 93-53
Lineage: Eukaryota; Fungi; Basidiomycota; Agaricomycetes; Polyporales; Laetiporaceae
Product: S-adenosyl-L-methionine-dependent methyltransferase
Exons: 10
Coding region: 180-1715 (511 amino acids)
Biological process (GO): rRNA base methylation
Cellular component (GO): nucleolus
Molecular function (GO): methyltransferase activity
Source: RefSeq, a predicted model, not a curated record
CCGACCGAUUGCCAACAUCCUUCGACAUCCGGUACGUGUCCCCGCUAUGACUGUUGCAUUGCUUUAUGAUGCUCUAUUCAAUACUUAUCUACAUUGUCCGACAUGAAAUUACUCAUGUUUGACGACAAAAUCUCGUCUGAACUUCUUCUGAUGUACGCUUUUUACAAUUUCAUGCACUGAUGCCCCUUCAUUUCAGGCUGGUCUAUCUCGAGUCUUUGCGGUUGACGUUGAGCAUAGGAAACUUCCUGGAGGUUGAGUUUCGCAAUUGGUCUCACCAGUACCAAAUGAAUUUUUACUUCCAAGCAGCUAAAGUGCUUGACAAACUAGAUGCGAAGCAAGGGUCUAUCAAGAGCAUCAUCGCGACCGUGAAUGAGAAGGACAGGAAGAGGACCGCCGCGCUUGUUAUCGAGACGCUGAAGUACAAGCCAAUAUUGAACGAAAUACUCGAUGCUACGAAGCUGCUCAAGGAAGAGCGGAAAAUCACUUCAAGGAGCCUUGCAUUGGUGCUCACACACGACCUCCUGCUAGCGAGCGGCAUACAAGCCGGUGAUGGACCCAUCAAGCAAGCUAUCCUGAGACACAAGACGAGACUCCACAGCGAGUUCACGCGAAUCAAGAUCAAACGCGGGGUGAAGUCGAAUAGCGAGCUUGCGCUGGGAGACGAUGCCCGAGCAGCUCGCAUCCCUCGUUACGUGCGCAUCAACACAUCAUGUUGGACAACUGAAGAAGCAAUCCCAACAUUCGUCGCUCGUGGAUUCGAACUAGCGGAUCCAUUCGCAUCAGAAAGCAGCUUCGCGCGAGAUGAGCAUAUACCCGACCUGUUGGCGUUCAAUCCACGGACGCAGUUCGUGGAUGACCUGCUGUACAAGGAGGGCAAGAUCAUCCUUCAAGACAAAGCGUCUUGCUUUCCUGCGUUCGUGCUGUCGCCUGACGACAAGAGCAUGGUCAUCGAUGCAACUGCCGCUCCUGGAAACAAGACUUCUCACCUCAGCGCUCUCAUGGGUAACAAAGGCAAGCUUUUUGCUUUUGAACGCGACAGAAAGCGCUUCUCUACACUCAAAACUAUGUUGUCCAAAGCUCAUUGCCGUAAUGUCGAAGCCGUCAACGUGGAUUUCCUGACGACCUCUCCGACCGAUGAGAGGUUUUCUCAAGUAACGCAUAUUCUGCUAGAUCCGUCCUGCAGUGGGUCGGGCAUUGUGAACCGCCUUGACCAUCUCCUUGAGACAGAAGAUGAGAACGACGCGGAGCAAGAUCGAUUGAAUAAACUCGCCACUUUUCAACUACUAAUGAUUAGACAUGCUAUGAAAUUUCCUUCUAUCCAGAGGAUAGUGUACUCAACCUGCAGUGUUCACGCCAUUGAAAAUGAACACGUGGUCCGGAAAGCGUUGGCAACCGACGAAUGCUCAAAGGGAGGUUUCCAGCUUGCGGAUCCAGCAAUGGUGCUACCUGGCUGGAAACGACGUGGACUUGCGGAUGAGAUGGGGAACGCCGCCGAGGCCCAGUCUCUGGUGAGAUGCUCUCCUGACGAAGAUGCAACGAAUGGGUUCUUCGUUUGUCUGUUCGUCAGGGUCGAGCCUGAGGAUGAGAACAAGCUCUCGGAGAUCGGGAGUCGAAAAAGGGGGGCUGCGGACAGCGAGGUCGAGGCAUCGGAUGCAGGUGAGAGGAAGCGUCGGAAGAUGAGGAAGAAAGCGAAAGCGAAUCCGGAUCGACGGUGACUGGAUGUUUCCACCCUCAUUUACUGAUGCAGUUCUGUGGGAUAUUGAAUUGCUAUCGAAUAGGCUCACACCCUCUCAAAAGGACAUAAAUGAACUAAAGUAGCUAGAGUAUUAAGGAAGCUACAAAUGAGAAGAGGGUGGUGACGUGAUCAGACGCUCACGCCCCUUGUCGAUGGUCAGUUACUA